Armigeres subalbatus is the source of this 4620-nucleotide messenger RNA. It is a transcript of the gene haf, whose product is annotated as leucine-rich repeat and fibronectin type-III domain-containing protein 3. The record is from RefSeq and is a predicted model, not a curated record. The transcript has 12 exons. Bases 1858 to 4611 code for a protein of 917 amino acids. Gene Ontology annotation, cellular component: plasma membrane. Gene Ontology annotation, molecular function: protein binding. NCBI's taxonomy places the organism in Eukaryota, Metazoa, Arthropoda, Insecta, Diptera, Culicidae.
UGACGCACCGUUCGUCGGCAUCCACCGGGAUCAGAGUAAAGCUUUUGGGGUGCUUCGCGCUUUUGCUGAAGCUCUGAGUGCGCGCGCGGUUAGAGGUUUCUUUCUGCUGGACUAUCUCCCCGAUCGGGAUCAAAACGGGACCCGCAGCCCAAUUAGUGGCAUUUUGCUGUUUUGCUUCGUUUUCGUAAAUUUGAGAAAAGCUGCGGCAAGAACUAGUGCGGUUGUUUGAAGGAUUUGCAAUUAGAGUUUUGGAGUGGCUUCUGAAGGAUGAUAUUAUAAUCGGGUGUGACGAGCGAUUUAUUGUCUCAGUGAGAGUGGCCAUAAUUCUGGAAACACUUGAUGCGCGCAAUAAGUGCGGUAAACCAGCGAGAAAGCUGUUCAUAUUUCCGAGGCGUAGCGAAGUGUGCUUACUGCUUAUGAGUCGAAGAAGUGCCGUUAGAUUAUUGCGCCGUUGAAGAACGUGUGCUCGUAGCACCGGGUAGGCGCGAUUGCCGAAGAGUGCUUCGAGAGAAAUGUUAUAAUUCUCGUUCACGUUUUAAUGAAUCAUUUUUGGGGCCGUUCAAGUUCCGGCAAAUAAGAGGAUAGAAUACGUGCUUGGAUGAAAAAUAUCCUCGAAUCUCAUGACAGUUUACUUAUUAUUAACGUUAGCAUCGAAUGAUGAACGAGCCGUGAACUUCAAAAUCAAAGCCAAGCGCCCAUCCACCUACCAACCAGAUCAGUGAUCACGAUAAUACGAUAAUUUGGCGAAAUUGUUUAGAUGAAGCGUUUGGAUCACAGUGCAUCAGUAUCUAGCAUUCAGUGAUUGUAAUAAAUUUUGCUCGGAGGCUGACCCACUUUGUGGCCCAUUUUCUACUGCCGCCGUCGUAGUUGCAAACAAGAGAGAUUCACCAUUCGAGCCGAGUUAAACAGAGUGCAACUAAAACAUACACGGCCAGACAUCAGCUUUAGACGGGGUGAAGGAAAAUAAGAGAAGUCUAGUGGAAUAAAUUGAAUUACAUAAAGAGGAAAAAAAUACAAGUGAUUACGAUUAACAGUAAAACUAAGUUCGCGGAAACGGUGUGCCAGGAUUUGAAAGCGGAGUGCAAGAAGAGUGAUUGUGCGUUAUCAGAAAAAGAAGAAUCGAUUUGUCGGAGUUGGAACUGGUUCCGGUAGAUGCAAGCAAUCGCAAGGAAUUGACAGAUCCAAUUAAAUGUGAAUAAUGUAGAUGAACAACGGAUUUGAAUGUACACCAAGAAAUGAGAGAGGCCAGCCAAAUGAAAGAUAUUUCAACAAUUUCUGAUCGGCUUGAACCAAAAUGACAAUAAAGUACGUAUUGUGGUUUGCCCUGAUUUGAUGCUCGUCUCAAGAUUUUGAAGAUUGCACCGUCAGCGGAUCGUACCACAACAACUUCAUCAGCAUAACGAACAGCUUCAUCAGAAAGGCCGCCGGGAUUGGAUCCGUGCCGAUAGUAAGUAGCGGCAGCAGGCGGAAAAUCCAGUCACGCGUUUCAUCCCAGAUCAUCGGAGGCACGCGAAAUAGUGCGCGGUAAAGAGCCACGCAACUUUUACGUGCAUUACUGCACUGCGAUAGCAAUCGAACCAUAGUAAUCAAUUUCGAUUUCCAAUGAGAUCCCACUUGGUUAGCCACCGAUGGUUGACCGAUCUCAUCUUGAAAAUUACUGCAAUUGCCAGUUAGUCGACGCCACGUAUCGGUUCGAACUGGAAUAGAAAACUUUUUUGUUUGAUUUUGAAUAGUUUUCUUUGGGAGCCUCCACCGACUUUAACAGUGGGUGUGGCUUGGCCCUGUUAAUUUGUUUGUAGGCUUGUUACUGUUUUCGUAGUUUUAAAUAAUUGGUUAAUUAGUGUGUAAGGUCAAGUAAUGGAAAUGCUACGCAGGGUAAGCGUACUGCUUGCGACGCUUCUGUUCGUCAACUCCAGUUUGGCUCAGUGCCCCUGGCAGAGGGAAGUUCCCGAUCUGCAAACUUCGUGUCUAUGUGCCUAUAACCUCGGACAAGAGCUGUCCGUGCAAUGUGAUCAAGUCGAUUUUCCCGUGUUAGUCGAAGCCUUAGAUAAGUACGCCCGAGUGACGCCACUCGAUUUGCUCUACAUCAAUAACUCGACCAUUGAAAAGCUAGAGGGCGGUGUUUUCGAGAAUCUCAAGCUAUACAAUGUCCAGCUGAGCAGCUGCAAGAUCCGAAGAAUCGAUGAGUUCGCAUUCAAAGGCCAGGAAGAGAUUCUGAAGAAUCUGAACCUGCAGGAUAAUCUUUUGGAAGAGGUCCCUAUCAGAUCUCUCAAAAUACUCAACAUUCUAAAUUUACUGGACUUGUCCAAAAAUCGAAUACACACAAUCCCCAACGAUGCCUUCAACGGCUUGUCGAAGCUAUCCACGCUCAAGCUGAGUGAUAAUAAUGUAACCUUAGCACCCUACGCAUUCCGCGGUCUAGAGAAAAGUUUAAAGAAUCUAAACCUGAAAGGUUCCAAACAAAAACGAGUGCCGGAAGCAGUUCGAGGACUCAAAUUGCUCGCAUUCCUCGAUCUAUCGCAGAACGGUAUACGAGAACUGCCGGGACCAGCCGGUAUGCGAACAUUCGAGGGCCUGGAUGCUUUGACGGCGCUCAACCUAGAGCGCAACGUUAUUCAAAGUCUAGGCGAAACUGCCUUUUCCGGUAUCCGGAAGACACUGAGCUCGUUGAGCUUAUUGAACAAUCUGCUAGCAGAAUUUCCCGUUGGUGCUAUUCACUCGUUGCGCGAGCUACGAGUGCUCGAUAUAGGUUUCAAUUUGCUUACUGCCUUGCCGGAAACGGCAUUCCGCGGCAAUCCUGCCGUCACACUGCUAGCCCUCGAUGGCAAUCCCCUUCCAACAGUGCCUGAAAAAGCUCUCCUUCAUUUGAAUCGAACUCUGCGGGGCCUAUCGUUGGGAGGUCGUUUUCUACACUGUGAUUGUAAGCUCCGUUGGGUCGCCGAGUGGAUUCGGAAUGGUGAUUUGCAGGUCACCUCUCGCGAACGUAACCCACAGUUCUGCGGGUCUCCGAACCGUUUCCGCGAUCGCGGUUUCUACUCGAUCCAACCGGAAGAACUAACCUGUCCGGAUGCUGAGGUCAGCAUCGAAGGCCCGGUAGGUGUCGUUGACUCACUGCUUCCAAAGACCGCCUCCACCAGUCCUCGACCAACCACAGUUCUUACCACUCUACCACCAACGUCAUUUGCAACGAACACCACCCUUAGCAGCACCACUAUUCUAUCGACGACUGCACCGACCACUACACCACUGUCUUCGUCGUCUUCCCAAGAAACACAACCACCGACCACGACCACCGAGAGUACCACACUAACAACUACAACACAGUCUACGACCAAACAGAGUACGACGGCAGCAACGACGACGACCACCACUAAGGCCAGCGUCAAGAACAACAAUUGGCGCAACAACAACAAUUCUCCUCCUCACAAGCAAAGACCACCAUUGGUUCUGGGAUUCCCACCACAACGAGGCACUCAGGUCGAUGACACCAAGGAGGUUCAAGUUAAAAACGCUUUCAGUUCCCGCCAGGACAGCUCGGUCAUCAUCCAGUGGGACUCGGACACCGCCAACAUUCUAGGCUUCCGUGUUGUUUAUCGCCUGUUCGGCGAUAAGAACUUCAAACAGGGACCGCCACUAGAGGCCAGCGAGCGGGAGUUCAAGAUCAAGAACGUUCCCACGGCUGAGUGCAUCAUUGUGUGUGUCGUAUCGCUGGAGGAGAUCAACGUGACGCCCGACACAGUGCCUUACAGUCAGUGUCGCGAGGUGCGAACCGUCGCAUCGCCCGCUUCCAAUAUGGACAAGAUAACGAUCGCGGCCAGUGCGGCCAUCUGCGGUACUAUCUUCGUUGCGGUGAUCGUAUUCAUCGCCGCCAGCAGGCGGCGGUCGAAACAGCUGCAGUCGCUGUCCCAGCAGAAAAGUGCUCUCCCGAUUGCGGGGCUGCCGGUGAAUUGCUGCGGCCCUACGCCGAGCCCGAACGGACCGCUUGGCUCGCUGGCAACCCUGUCCGCCUUCAACUCUCACAAGGAUUGGGAUCAAGUUUCAGCGUACAGUGGCCGUUCGAUCCCACGGCCCCGGAUCUACCCAAUGGAGAACCAAGCCAUUCCGGACGACCUGCGCAGCCAUGUGUCGCACUUCUCGGCCGUCGGCGGUAAGGUCGGCAAAGCUCGUUCUAUCGCCGAUGGGCAGUCCCACCACAGCUACUCGAAUCACUCGCAGCGGGGCUAUCUCGGUUCGGCCUUCCCCAGCAAUCUAGUGAACUCCCGACCAGAUCUUGCAUCCGCAGAACUGAGACAAUCGCGCCAAUCGUUGGCGGCCGCCUCGGAACGGAUGUCCAGGGCUUCCUACGCCGGAUCGAUAGUGCAUGGUGGUCCGGCGCACAGCAUAGCAUCCAGCACGAGGCGAACCCGACCGAGAUCCCGCUCCCGUGACCAGUUGAACGGAACGCACGUCCACACACACCAGCAUCGUCCCAGCAGUCGGUACUCAACGGCCGGCUCGACGCACACCCUUAACAACUACUGCGACACGUCCGACAACUGGACCGACCACGACAUGGACAUCUACAUGGCGCGCAAUCCGACAGCCCGGAACGGCGGCAUGGUGCCAUUAUGAGAAUCACUU